AUGGGCUGGAACACCAGCACUGCACUCGUCAAGACAUCGGCUCCGGCUCAGCUGCCACCACAACUGCGGCUAGCUCAAGCCGUGUCCGAGUUUGCGCAAGCCCUGGAUAAGGAGAGGAAAAGGGACUUCAUGAGAUUACAAGCGCAAUGCGCUGGCUCAGCUCCCACUGCGUCUGACGUCAUGAAGGUCACUGAGGAGUUAAACCGAGAGGGUGCUCGGCGACACGCCUCCUGGACACCGGCUGGGACACGACUUGGCGGUUUUCUCGAUCGGAUCCAGAAAUACGCAGAGGCUGGAGACGUGUUGAUUGGAGGCUCACAAAGUCUUAUUGCCUCAGGAGUAUGGACGGCGCUGAGGGUAUCUCUUCAGGCAGCGAUUGGGCACUAUGCUUACUUUGACCAGGUAUCAUCUUUGCUGAUGAAACUGACGCAAUCAUGGUCCAUCACCACGGAGUUCGCAAAGCACUUCCCCAACUCAAUCGAGCUACAGGGCUUGUUUGCCGAGUACCUUACUAGAGUCGUCCGUCUCUGUCACCAGAUAAUCGAGGUCACCAAACGACCAUCAUACCUGCUUCUAGCGUCUUCCAUAUUUUCGACCUUCGACAAUGAGUUUGGGGCAAUUCAGCAAGAGCUGAACACGUACGGAAAUCUGAUCGAGAAACACUUUGCUAUACUUACGAGCACCCAAGUCGUAGCCGGACAGCAAGCGGCAAGGAAGGAGACAAAGGGAAUUCUACAGCACAUUUCCAAGUCACGGAAAAGACAAUACACACUCGAACAAAGGCAAAGAUUUUUGCACCAUCUGUCUCCCAGACAAGGCCAACAGGAUGCAAUAUGGAGACGAGAAAGAAAGCGCGGAACAGCGAGUUGGAUUCUUACCACGCCCGAAUACAAGUCCUGGAAAUCGGGACUCCAGUCUGUGUUACGAGUUACCGGGCACCUUGGCUGUGGCAAAACUGUUGCCCUUGCUACCAUCAUGGCUGAUGCUCCAAUGGAAAACAAGACCUACGCUGGCUUCAUCUGCAAAAGAGAUGAUCCAAACACGUUGGAAGGGCUAACUAUUCUUGGCAGCAUUGCCCAUCAGCUGGUGCAGUCUAGCUUGGUCCGCCAGCGGUGGGAGACAUUGAUCCAACAGAGUCCCGAUACUUUCCUAGUGUCAUGGACUAUAUCCUCAUUUAUGCACCUUCUAGAAAAGCUCUUGCCCAAGAACGAAACCUUCCAUAUCAUAUUCGACGGACUGGACGAAUGUGCGCAGGAGGAAGUUGAACUGGUUUUGCAAGUAUUGCAAGAACUUCGUGCAACACAUCAGAUAUCAGUGUGCAUUUCGGCCAGACUGAACGCAUCGGGGCUUUCUGCCCAGAUGACACAGAAGUACCUUGGAACGGCCGUUACGUUGUCCCUAAAUAACGCAGACAGAGACGGUGAGAUUGGAGAGUACAUCAUAUCAGAGGUACAAAGACGAAAUGCCUCCCGCCUACCGAAAUUGGACGAGGAGCUGGUGGAACAGAUAACGGCGGCGCUGACUGUGGGGGCCCAGGGAAUGUAUCUCUGGGUAUCGCUACAUCUGGAAGCGAUAUUUCCUUCAUACAACGAUGGUGUGGUGACCGACGAGUCAGUGCGAGGAAUAUUACAUCACUUGCCAAAAGAUCUCCCGCAAGCGUUUAACCAAGCCCUUCUUCGAAUUUCUGACCGGCAAUAUGGCGACCGAAUAUUUCAAUUGGUUGCCGCGGCGGCCGUAGUCGACACCCAUCUUACCGGGGAAGAGCUCAAUGUUGCCCUCACUGUUCAGCCUGGCGACCCCACAUGGAACGGGACCAAGCUUCCACGAAGCCCUAAGCAGGUUGUUACUCGCUGUGGAGGAGGUUUGUUGGAGAUCGACGAGGAAGACAACUGUGUUCGAUUCAUUCACCACAGCGUACAGUCACAUUUGUACGGACAAAAGACUGCAAUGGAUGGCAGGGAUCUACCACGGGGCUGGCUUGCAGAUGCGAACUCGUUCAUGGGGUCCGUCUGCGUAACGUACCUCAACUUUGGCGAGUUCGACAGACGCAUGGCUUCGAGACAGGUUAUCGACCCCAACCUUGUCUCCGAGAAGUUGAAGAAAGAAGCGGCAUGUUCCAAUCCCAUUGUGGCCAGCGUCGUUCGACACAUCAAAGGGGACAAACAACGAAAAGUGACACCUGAACAACUGAACAUCUUCCCCAUUCUCCUAAGGGCUCAAGCAAGAGAUAUUGAGGAAAUGCGCUGCUUCUCUCCUUACGCCUCAAGACACUGGGCUGAGCACACUGCUCGGUUAAGUGAGGAGAACGGAAGCAGGAUCGACACACUCUGGAAGGCACUGGCUUAUGACAGACCGCCACACGUCUCAGUUCCGUGGAAUCGUUCCCUAGGCGAAGAAGGAGGGAUGUUGGAGUAUGCCUUCGGGCACUUGCACGAGCAUCUAUAUCGUUGUAUCAUCAACGAGCACCUUGAAGAUGUGGGGAUCAUUACUUUUUCUCGUAGGUUUGUAGUGGACGGGAUUUCCACAACAAAAUGCUUUGCUGGAAAGGAACAACUGGAGUGGCUCAUGAUGAUGAUUGAGAAGUGCCUUGCCAGCCCCUCUUUGAUCGCCGCGGCCUACUGUCUUGCCCUGCUUUAUAUAUACCUAAGAGCCCAGCAAUCCGAGCGGCAGGGCCUAUAUGCACAAAGUAGCUCACUACAACACACGAUCAGAAACCACUGGCCAACGCCGGAUGAAUUGUUUGGGUCUCAACAGGGGCAUAUGGCCACGCAACACCUUCACGUUGAGAAAAUAUCUGUCGAAACCGCAGCAAGUCGCUUAUGGUCCCUAAUCGGAAGGGCAUACCUUGCCUCUCCCACGGUCGCAGUCGAUGCAGUCGGCGAGAUAGCGGUACCUGCUGUCUUGGAGGUCUUGGCUUCAAUGCGGCCCUCGACCGAAAAUCCCCAUUCCAUGGAAGAGCCAUUCUUCGCCUGCCUAGGUGUUGUAGCGAGAACCAAGUAUUCGGACACCUUCUCUAAGCUCUGGGGAUAUGUGUGUGAACAAGGGAUACCUGGCCACAUACAAGACAGACAACAUCUGGGCCAUCGGCUAUUAGAAUAUGCCUGUCUACAUACCGACUUGAACCUAGUCCGAAUGGUCACAAUCCACCAAACCAUUGAGUUACCUCUCUUUGAGAAAACACUGCGCCGAGUCAAAUGCGAAGCUGAGUUAGUAUUCCGCUCACACAUACGCCAGUUCAUGACGCCUACAGGUCAUGUGAUAAAGAGGCCGUCGAUCAAUAGUCAUAUCGAAAGAGACUUUGCCGCUGUUCAGGGGUACCUGAAGAGAAAAGAGCAAGACCUAGCUCUGGCCUUGAUACGAGCAAGCUUUGCAUCUUACCGCCGUCACAACCUGGACAAGUAUGUGGUACAAGUGCUGAGGUUAGUUAUCGUCUCUCGAUGCGACACCGUUCUUCAGAGAAUGCCUCGCCUGCUACGAGCAAUGGAGAGUUGGCCAACAGUCCUAAUCGAUACUAUGGUGACUUUUGCACUCGAACCAACGCGUUCACUUGCAGAUGAAGAUGCUGCAAGCGAAAGAAACAUAUUUUUUGCUUUGCUCGAAGAAGUGAAGAAGUCACCGUCUCAGGACUUGUUUCUCAUCGGCUGGGACGACAGGGCACAAACAAAAUCGGAUUCGGGAUGGACAGCUCUCCAUGCAGCAGCUCUAUGGCAAGGAUAUGCGGUCCAGGCUCUGUUGAUGAUGUCGGCUUCAACAGGCUUGACCGUUCGCCAGACACGAUCUGGCCUCACCCCACUUAUUGUCGCGCUGUGCGGAGAUUUGAACCAAGAAGAUGUCUGCUCGGUGGUGAAUGAUCUGCUGAGCGCUAAGUCCCAUUUUGAGAGCGAGACUUGGCCUUCAGGAGACUCUGAUCCAAAUCCCCCAGUCUCUCCGUUAGACUGCUCAAUCGCGUUACGCUCGCCACGAAUGACACAGAUGCUGGUUCGGCAUGGUAUUGGACAUAAGCCCGGUUCACCCACCGAGACAGAUAACAACGUCCAGACCUACAUCAAAAUAGUUGCGUUGUUAGAGAGCAAGGUUUUGUACUGGGACAAAUAUUCGGCGUGGAGAGUCACAGUCGAAGAGGGCAAAUCGAUUGCAAGUUACUAUGGAAGCUUUGUAAGGACCCAACGUGGCCAAAGAGACCAAAGUGAAGGGGUUAAUCUACUACAAAGGACAGUGCCAUUGAAGGUAUUAUUUUGA
This is a messenger RNA of Sordaria macrospora k-hell, 4239 nucleotides long. RefSeq lists its product as uncharacterized. NCBI's taxonomy places the organism in Eukaryota, Fungi, Ascomycota, Sordariomycetes, Sordariales, Sordariaceae. The record is from RefSeq and is a predicted model, not a curated record.